Molecule: messenger RNA, 6007 nt
Organism: Hirundo rustica (Barn swallow)
Lineage: Eukaryota; Metazoa; Chordata; Aves; Passeriformes; Hirundinidae
Gene: EFR3A
Product: EFR3 homolog A
Exons: 25
Coding region: 552-3011 (819 amino acids)
Biological process (GO): protein localization to plasma membrane
Cellular component (GO): plasma membrane
Source: RefSeq, a predicted model, not a curated record
GCGACACACGGGGAGCGCCGCCCCCAGGAGCUGGCGAGCCCACGCCGCAAAGGCUCCUGGAAGUUGUGGUCCGUCCCUGCGGCCUCUGCCCGCUCGCCCGCCCGGCGCCUAGCAGGGCUCAGAUAGCUGCAUGCCCCGGGUCUGUCCCCCCGUGCCGUCUCCGGGCGCUUUUUCAUCUGCGGCGACUGUUCGGCUCCCUCUCUGCGUGGGAGGGAUGGAUGGGUGGGAAAGGGCGCGGAGCUACUCCUGGUAGAACUACAACUCCCGGCGUGCACUGUGCUACGGAGAACUAAACGGGGCGGGGGAAGGUAGGCGAAGAUGGCGACUGCUAAGCGGAGCCGGAGGGGAGGUUGAGAAACCUCUCUCAGGCAUUUUAACAGGGAAGUGCUGCUGUAGUUUACGUCUGAAGUGGAAGCAUCCUGUGAGACUCUGCAGAAUUUAGCAUCCCGAACAGUGGCACUUGGGAAGGUCACGGUACACAACAGAAAAAUGUUAACUCCAGCAACAAAGUUUCUUAUGCUUUGCAAAAUUGAAGACAUCCCUGAUUAACAAUGCCUGGCAGAGUUUGCUGCUGCUGUGCUGCGCUGCGACCUCGCUACAAGCGUCUGGUAGACAACAUAUUUCCUGAAGAUCCAAAAGAUGGUCUUGUUAAAGCUGACAUGGAGAAACUGACUUUCUAUGCAGUUUCUGCACCAGAGAAGCUGGAUCGAAUUGGGGCUUACCUGGCAGAGAGACUGAGCAGGGAUGUGGUCAGACAUCGCUAUGGUUAUGUUUUAAUUGCCAUGGAGGCACUGGACCAACUUCUAAUGGCUUGCCAUUCUCAAAGCAUAAAGCCGUUUGUGGAAAGUUUCCUUCAUAUGGUGGCCAAGCUUCUGGAAUCAGGAGAACCAAAGCUGCAAGUCCUUGGGACUAAUUCUUUUGUCAAAUUUGCCAACAUUGAGGAAGACACACCUUCAUAUCACAGACGCUAUGACUUCUUUGUGUCCCGGUUCAGUGCCAUGUGUCAUUCCUGUGACCCUGAUCCAGAAAUACAGAAUGGGAUCCGAAUUGCUGGAAUCAGGGGCAUCCAGGGAGUGGUUCGAAAAGCAGUUAACGAUGAACUUCGAGCAACUAUCUGGGAACCUCAGCACAUGGACAAGAUAGUGCCAUCAUUGCUUUUCAACAUGCACAAAAUAGAAGAUGUUGACAGCAGAAUAGGCCCCCCAUCCUCUCCUGCAGCAGGAGUGAAAGAAGAAAAUCCUUCUGUGCUGGCUGAGAAUUGUUUCAGGGAGCUACUGGGACGAGCAACCUAUGGAAAUAUGAAUAAUGCUGUCAGACCGGUUUUUGCGCAUUUAGACCAUCAUAGACUGUGGGAUCCUAAUGAAUUUGCUGUUUCCUGCUUUAAAAUCAUCAUGUAUUCUAUACAGGCACAAUAUUCCCACCAUGUAAUACAAGAAAUCCUGGGACACCUUGAUGUCCGCAAAAGGGAUUCACCACGAGUUCGUGCUGGCAUUAUUCAGGUUCUUCUGGAAGCAGUUGCAAUAGCAGCUAAAGGAUCAAUAGGCCCAACAGUUCUGGAGGUUUUUAAUACCUUGUUGAAGCACCUGCGCAUCAGCGUUGACUUUGAGCUGAGUGACAGGCGCAGUUCAGCAGGAAGUGCCACUUUAAGCACAAGCUCCAAGGAGAGUGAUGAGAGGAUUGUCCAGAAUGCAAUUAUUCAAACAAUUGGAUUUUUUGGAAGCAAUCUCCCAGAUUACCAGAGAUCAGAGAUUAUGAUGUUCAUUAUGAGCAAAGUACCUGUUUUGGGGACAACUUCAAAAUCGCUGGAUCCCAGUAACCUUGGAGAUUUGGGAACCAGGAGGAUUCAAAUCAUGUUAUUGAGAUCUUUACUUAUGGUGACUUCAGGAUACAAAGCCACCACAAUAAGUAAUGCACUUCCUGCCCCCUUUCUGGACCCAUUGCUGUCUCCUUCACUCAUGGAAGACUCUGAGCUGAGGCAGCUGGUCCUGGAAAUCCUGCACAACCUCAUUGAUCGACAUGACAACAGAGCCAAGCUGAGAGGGAUAAGAAUAAUACCAGAUGUUUCUGAUCUAAAGAUAAAAAGAGACAAGAUUUCAAGGCAAGAUGUGAGCUUCAUGAAAAAGCAUGGUCAGCAGUUGUACAGACACAUCUAUUUAGGCUGCAAAGAAGAAGACAAUGUCCAGAAAAACUUUGAACUCCUGUUUACAUCUCUAGCUCUUACCACAAUUGAACUGGCCAAUGAAGAAGUGGUUAUUGACCUCAUUCGAUUAGCUAUUGCUUUGCAGGACGUUGCCAUCAUCAAUGAGGAUAAUCUGCCAAUGUUUAAUCGUUGUGGUGUCAUGGCAUUGGUUGCAGCAUAUCUGAACUUCCUAAGUCAGAUGAUUGCAGUCCCUGCCUUUUGUCAGCAUGUCAGCAAGGUCAUUGAAACCAGAAGUGUGGAAGCAUCUUAUUUUCUACCAGAAACAAUUUUCAAAGACAAAUGCGAUCUUCCACAAUCCUUAGAGAAGGAUGAAAAAGAUUUAUUUUUCCUGACGAACAAGAUUGCAGAAUCAUUAGGAGGCAGUGGAUACAAUGUGGAAAGAUUGACAGUUCCAUAUGUACCACAGGUAACAGAUGAGGACAGACUCUCCAGGAGGAAGAGUAUUGUGGACACAGUGUCUAUUCAGGUGGAUAUUCUGUCUGGCAACGGCACAGAGGAUAAGAUUGAUAAUACUGAAGAAAUCACCUUUGAAGCUUUGAAGAAAGCCAUUGAUAACAACGGACUUGAAGAACAGGAAAAGGAAAAAAGGCGUCUUGUGAUUGAAAAGUUCCAAAAAGCACCGUUUGAAGAAAUUGCAGCUCAAUGUGAAACCAAAGCAAAUUUGCUUCACGAUAGACUGGCACAGAUACUGGAACUCACCAUCCGUCCUCCGCCUAGCCCCUCAGGAACGAUGACCAUUACUGCUGGACAUGCUCAUUACCAUUCUGUUCCAGUCUAUGAGAUGAAGUUUCCAGAUCUUUGUGUGUAUUAAGUGUCUUCUGAAGUCUGCUGGACAUUAUUUAGAGUAGAGUACAAUAGAAAGAACAAGAUGAGUUUUCAAAUUUUAUUGUUUAUUGUAUCUAACUUUAAUAUAAUGAUAUACAUGAGCCAAAUACAGAUUACUUUAGCCAAAUUAAUGAAACUGUCUUGAAUUGUUUUAUUCUGUAAUAUAUUUUGAGUUAGGUUUUUCACAGACCAUGUUUCUUUAUUUUCAUAUUUGAGUACAUGUAAAAGUCAAAUUUAAAGCUUGUCUUGCCACAUAGGUAAAUAUUGCAGUUACUCUAGGAAUUUGUAUUGCUUCAAAUUCCUUUGAUUUGAGAUAUUGAAACUGAAAAACCUAUUAAAGCCUUUGUUUUUUGUUGUGUUUUUUGUUUGUUUGUUUGUUUUGGGGGGUUUUUUGGUUGUUUUGUUGGUUGUGGGGGUUUUGGUUUGUUGUUUUUUGUUUUGUUUUGUUUUGUUUUUUUUACUCCUCUCCACCUCAAUUCUAUGUUGAACUAGAAUGCUUUUGGCUUGCUUCAUCUCAUUCAGUGUAACCAGUGGAGCACUACCUGAGCUUCCUCUUGUUCAUGCUGUCACAGCUGCUCAACUUGUUUGGUUUGGAAUAGAUGGAAAAAAAAAUACCGUACACGUGUUCAAAUACAGUGAAUGAAUUAAUGGACACUUGUUAAGUAUAUUUUGAUGCAUCACGUAACAUGCUUUUUAGAUAGAUACAUCCAGUAUAUGUCCUGUGUUUCUUGCUAAAAGUUUAAUCUUAAGCUUUGCAUAAGAGAGGAUAAAUCUCUUAAAGCACGAAAUUGUGCAAUAUAUUUCAUGUCUUAAGAUGUAUGGUUUACAGACUGUACUUUCGAAAACUCUGUAGUAUUUUACUGUCUGCUUUAGUAUAAAUACAGGAGAGAUAUAUUUAGUAUAGUAGAAAAUAAAGUGAGGGCAUUUUGAAUCAUAAAUACUGAAACUAUAUUCUAUGAGGCAUUUCUCUGUAGUUUAUAGCAGCUUUUUAGUGAUAUUUUGGAAAUAAAAGAAAAAAAACAAAACUCAAUGAAACCACUUAAAGAUCAAGAGUUUAUUACAUAUAUUUUCAAGCAAAAGCAUUUUUAGACAUGCAUCUCUGUGUUUGUUUUUGUUUCAUUUCUCAAACCUUUAAGGUGACUUUCAUAGGUUUAUGUAUCUGAGCAUAUACUAUUCAAAUGUAAAUAAAGUAAAACUGAUAGAGUAAAUCAUGGACAUUUGAUAAUAGUUGUCAGGGCUGUCUUUAUGACUCACUAAAUCCUGCUGGCAAAAAAAAAAAAAAAAGAAAAGAAAAACACCAUUCAUUGAUGCCAUGAAUAGUAAAUUUGAAGUCUCUUAAUCUGUUUGAAUCUGAGGCAGUGCUAACAUGAAUGAAUGCUCUCAAAUAUCUAUAAUAAAUGUAGACAUUUAAUUGAGUGUUUUGAAUGCAUAGUGAACAUGAAGAAAGUAACCUAACUUCAGUUAACCCUGCUUUGAGCAGGAGCUUGUUUUAGAUAACUUUCAAAAGUCCCAACCUAAAUUAAUCUUUGAUUGGGUAACUCAAAAUCUGAAGGAUUAUGAGCCCUGCUUAUUUGCUGACUGUUUAGAGAAUUUGCAAACUCACUAUAAAAAGGAUCUUAGGUUUUUUGAACUGUAGUACAGUAUUCUACUGGACUACCUUUAAAAGCCUGAUGUGGUGUGACAUCAGAGAAAUAUCAGCUACUUAAACCUAUGAGAUCACAUGCUGAGAGUUUCAGAAGGCAUUCACAAAGCUCAAAAGGUAAUUGAGACCUUCUUUUCAGUUUAACAGUGCAAUCACAGCUGUUAGUGGAUGACGAAACAGCCCCUUAUCUACAGCAUUCCGUUGUGAUUUUUACUGCUGCAGCGUAUCAGCCUGAUCAGACCACAGUCUACACAUAAAUAGGACUCUAGCUUUUAGUUUUCACUUUUUUUUUCUUUUUUUUUUCUUUUUUUUUUUUUUUUUUUAAGGUAAGACUAAUAGUUUUUUGGUCUGUAUAAGGAGUGUCAUUUCUUAAGAAGUAAAUCCAAUCUAGGGAUACAAUGUAAAACACCUACCCACUCUGUCACUUUUUAAAGAAUAUCACUUGGCACUUUUGUACAAGAAGAAGGAGUCUAAGUAAUAAAGAAUGUACUUCUGUUUGCACUUGUGCAGUAUGGAGACUGUGCUGUAAAUACAGGAUUGUUUCUGUGAUUGAAUUCUGUUGCAUGAAUGCUGCAUGUGAAAAAACUAGUUUCAGCAUUUCAUUUUCUGUUCUGUUGAUGAAGUAUUUUUCCUUGAUGGUGAUGGUAGGUUUCCAUGUUUCCAGUGUUCAGUUUGCGAAAUGCAGGUGUUGUGCAGGUGUAGUGCAGGGAGUGAAGAGCUUGUAACACUUUGUGUGUUCACAUGAUAUUUAGUUUCUUCCUUUGUGGAAAUUCAGGGACUCUGUAAGUUGAUUGGUUCACACUGGCCUUUCUAGACACAUGGGAGAUGGGAGUGACUGCAAAAUGUAUUGUUUUGGUAGUUAUUGUUAUAUGAGCCAAUGAAUGAAACCAAAAGAAUUAAGAAUGCUGUUUGUUGUACAGUACAAAGCUGCUUUGUUUCACUUAUCUCUUUAUGUUCUUCAGAUAAGCUGCAGAACUUAAAAGCUCCUUAUGCAAAUUGGCCCUGUGUUAUCUGCAACACACUGAGCACUGUCUUAAUCGUUAUAAUUGGUAUCCAGUUUAAAUGUAUUCCAGCUGUUGCUUGGGGUUCUCUUUCCUAUUAUGUCAUCUUGGAAAAAAAUAUAGCUUUUGGUAGUCAGUCACUUUAAGAUAAAUUAAAUCCAUAUUAAUUUUAAAAGGUAGAAAUAGCCUGUUGUCCAAAAUCAGAGUAGGGCUAAUUUGUCUGUUGUUCCUAUGGUCAUAUAUUCUGUACUGUAUGUAAUGAACUGGUUUCAAUAAAUGUAAGAACACACUGUGCAAUCUAUAUUUAAGCAAUAAACUAAACCAGAAUUUAAAAACUGA